Messenger RNA from Clunio marinus, 2671 nucleotides. NCBI's taxonomy places the organism in Eukaryota, Metazoa, Arthropoda, Insecta, Diptera, Chironomidae. The record is from the annotation of a GenBank genome assembly.
AAUCAUCAAAUAUGUCAAAUAAAAUAUUCAAUAUAUGAAAGAAGUCUUAUUUUAAAGAGAUUUAAAUGAUAGCAUUUUUUGUUGUAAUUUUGUAUCAAAACAAACAAUUUUCUUGCUGUAAUCUAAUAAGAACAUAAAAUAUGCUGGAAAUAGCAGAUGAAAUAAAAGUAGUAUCAGAGAAUGCUGAUAAAUGUGUAAAUUAUCCCAUCGGCGAAAAGCUAGAAAAAUUUAUAAACCAUCAAAAUGCCUCUAAUCAAACAAACUUUCCUCUUUCGGGUGUUAUCAUUUUUGCAGCUGCAAAAAUUUUCGGUCGUAAAGUGGAUUAUUUGGAGCAAGACAUCAUGGGAAUAGCAAAGAAUUUCGAGUCAUUAGAAACAUCUGAUGAAAAAACAGAUGAGAAAAAAGAGAAGGAGAAGAAGAAAAGCCGUACUAAAAAGUUUGUUAUCGAAGACCGCGUAAACAUUGAGAAAAUAGAAUUUGAGGAAGGUCCGAUAAAUGUUCUUGCAAAAGUUGAUAUCAAUAAAACUUUAGCAACACCGAGUCGAAUAAAUCGCUUAAAAAGGAUGAAAGAAUUCUUCUCCAAUAAUAAAUCACGCGGUGGUAAACUUGCAAUACCGAAAAACCUUCUCUUUGGUGAUGAAAACAAAGAAUCGAAUUUUGGCGGGACGCAGAUUCAUGACAUUGAUGAUCAAAAGGAAAUUAUUGGAAGUCGAAGAGAUUUCCGAUCAUUCUCAUAUUUCAUUAAUAAUGCCAGUGGAGAACUUCAAAGUGACAUUGACAAUCAAUCCUUGUCAAAUCAAGAUAAUCUUCCUUCACCUGAUUCGCCAUCAAGUCGAUUCAAUCAAAGUCCAAUUAAUUGGGAAACUCGACCGACAACACCAAAUGAUCAAAGAAUUGAUAUGGAUAUUGGUGAGGAAGGAAAAGAAAAUUCAGAUAAAGACUGGUCAAGUUCGAGCAUUAAUAUAGAUGAAGGAAUUGAGUUUGAUGAAAGCGAGCGAGCUCAAAUGCUUCUUCACAUAAAUCCAUCUGUGAAAAUGAUUGACAUUCGAGUAAAAAGUCCAAGUUUAUUUCCUUCCGAGCUUCAUCUUAACGAGGACUUUGAUAUCAAUUCUUUAGAACGUUCAAUGUUGACGCUUCCUUACGAAGUGACUGAUAAAAUAACAGACUUCGAUUUGCCAUCACAAAUAUUAGAAGAGUGUACGAGUGAAGUGAAAAUGAAGAAUAUUUUCCUUGUGCCUUUAAAGAAGCUCAAACAUAAGUGCGCGUUUGAUUUACCCAACGAUGAGUAUGGAGAAAUGAAGAGAAGAAAACGAGAUCAACAUAAAUCAACUGUCAAGGAUUAUGAGCCAAUACGAGAAAUGAGAAUUUUUAAGAAAUUUGAUACACUAAAUGACGAUGAUUUGCCUUUCUUAGGUUUCACUUUGGAGCAGCAAAAAGAAUCGUUACAGUCAAUAUAUUUAUCUAGUCUGAAACCAGCAUUCCAAUCGAAAACACCACAAUCAGAUAUCAUCAGAAAGUUUUCAAAUGAUUCUGGAUUCGAUUUUGAAAAUGAUUUCAAUGUUAGUGACGAAAGAAAUCAAGCGGAACUGUCUGAGAUAACAAUUUCUGAUUGCAAUGAAGCGAAAGACGAUACCAAUAAUAACAUCAAUGGGGGUGAUUCUUGUUACCAAUCACUUGCUUCUGGUGACAGCACAAAACCAGAUUUAUGUUCAUUCUUUAAGGAUUUUGAGAGUCGGAAUGUCACAAUUGAUACCUCGGAAAGCAGCAAUGAUGAAAGUUUAAAUGAAUCAAGAGAAGUUAUCUUACAAAUGCAACAAACAGCAGUCAAUAUAUCAAAGUGGAAAGAAUUUUUAAAACCAAUUUUAGCAGCAUCAGAAGCGAGAAGUAAGAUUGACGUUCAUCAAUGUGGAAUUGAGAUAAUCAAUAAAAUUGGAGACGUAAAUGAUUCUGCGAGUUUCAAAUCAAUAGCAGAAGAAGGAAGAAUGCCAGCAUAUUUUCUAACGAUGCUUCAAUUGAUCAACAAUCGAAAUAUUGAUAUUGAUUGUGGUGAACAAACCAUGAUGAAUCCAACUAAUCCAAAUGAUAUUAAAAUAACACUAAGAUCAAAAGUGUUGCAUCGAGAUAAAUUUGAUGAGAUGGGAGAGCAGUUUGCUCAAGAGAAUGUCAAGAAAAUCAACAACAUUGGUAAGAGAAAAGCAGCAACCGCACAGACAUCAACACCAGCUAAGCGAAUGUCAUUAAUGAGCAAUUCAUCGUUGAAUUUCUCAAGCAUAAAUGAAUCACAAAAUACUGACAAUGAAAAUGAGCAAAGUGAUUCUUAUAUGCUCUCACAAGGUUCAUCCGGUUACUGUUCACAAACAUCCACGUUCUCGGAUCUUUGAUGAAUUUAUUCUUUCAAAAGUAGAGGAAAAAAGUUAAUUAAGUACAAAACACUAAUAGAUGGAUUCUAAUACAAUGAGUACCUGUUACAAAACAUCUGUCUACACAUCACAUGCGUUUUAACGAAUGGUUUCGUUUAUAAACAAAUAUAAAACUUGAACUAAAUUUUUUCCCUUUUUCAUUUCAAUUUUUUGUGUGUAUGUAAAUAUUAUUAACAAUAUAAUUGUUUGAGUGAAAUGGAAGAAUUUUGUAUGCAAUUUAUAUUUUAAGUAGUUUCUAGAAUAAAUGCAGG